AUGAGACCCCCUACUGUGCAGUGCCAGUUCUACCUCAUUGGAGAUGAACCUUCGUCAGCACAAUCCGUCACUGUCGACACCCGGUGGAAGUUCGAGGAUCUACAGCGUGCUGUCGGCUUAGUGUUUCACGUUGCGCAACCGUUGGGAACCCUGUCAACGGUAGACGAAGUCCUCACUUUAGCAAACUCCUCCUCAGCCAUCGGCAUCCUCGUAGAUGGGAAGCCCGUGCAAUCCCCUCAGGGGCCGCCUGGUCUCCCCCUCGUCGGCAGCUUCUACGAGAUCUUCCCCGACCAUCUAGGCAACCACUACCGACUCUUCCGCAAAUAUGGGCCCGUCAUCAAGACAACCAACAUGGGGAAAACAAUCUACUUGACCGACAGUCCCCAAGUGGCGGCGAGCUGCUUCGCCGAGUCAAUCUACAUGACCAAGAAGAUUACCGAAGACCACCCGCUCUGGGGCGUCAAGGACAACACGGCCAUUUUCAUCGGCGAUACGGAGACGGAGAACUGGCGUCUUGCGCACAAGUAUCUUCCCCCUGCCAUGGGUCCGAAAGCCGUGAGACACUACACGGGACUAAUGCAGAAUUGCGCGCGCAAGGCACUCCCAGUAUUCGAUGAGCUUGAUGCCCGCGAUGAGAGCUGGAAUGUUUACCAGUACAUGGUGAAGCUCGCUUCGCAGACGAUCGGGUCGUUCUCGCUGGGCAAAGAUUUUGGGCAUUUCGCAUCAAUAGAUUCCCCUUUGCAUCCGAUUGUUACGAACAUUGCGUCCUUGCUCUCACUGAAUAAGAAAAUCACAGCACGCGGAGAGUGGUAUCGACUUCUCCCGUUUGGCGACCCAGCGCGUCUGCGGUCUGUCCAGCACACCAUAUAUACCCUACUACAGGAGGCUAUUGACGAGGUUGCGGCCCGGUCUGCCAGCAAAGAUGCACCCAUGAGUGAUGCCGCGCUGAGCGCAUCCUGCGUCGUGGAUUACCUUCUUCAUGCGGUUGACGAGAAAGGCGAGCACUUCCCAACUGGCCUGAUCCUGGCCAACAUGUUAAUUGUCACGGGUGCCGGAUUCACAACGACAUCGGCCCUCUUAUCGUGGCUGAUCUACUGUCUCGUCACGUACGAAGGCACCCAAGAUCGCCUCUACAGCGAACUUGUAGAGUACGGCAUUGUCGGCCCCAGUGGCGAGCCCAACAAGACAACCUGGACCCCUGACUUAGCACACAGCCUUCCUUACCUCAACAACUUUGUCAAGGAAACCCAACGUUUACACAACGCCUCCUUCCAGCCGGGCCGAACCACAAAGACAGACGUAGUCCUACCGGGGGGCUACCGCAUCCCAGAAAACAGCGUGAUCGUGCCAGCGCUCUAUGCUAUCCACACCAACCCAAGUAUCUGGCAUGAUCCCUUCCGGUUCAAUCCUGACCGGUGGGAUAGCGACGAGGUGAAAAAUCUGCACCGGUGCGCGUAUGUUCCCUUCGCCACCGGACCGCGCGGAUGCAUCGGCUUCAACUUUGCGCUUCUGGAGGUGAAAAUAAUCCUUGCGGAGCUGGUAAGUCGGUAUGAGUUUGUGAGGGACGGGGUGGAAAGUAUCGAGUAUGAUCCAGAGUUCCAGUUGAUACGGCCGUUGAACUUCUACGUCAGGGCGAAGAGAAGGUCUUGA
Messenger RNA from Aspergillus nidulans FGSC A4, 1650 nucleotides. Its product is annotated as protein CYP540A2. The record is from RefSeq and is a predicted model, not a curated record. Gene Ontology annotation, molecular function: iron ion binding; oxidoreductase activity, acting on paired donors, with incorporation or reduction of molecular oxygen; monooxygenase activity. The coding region runs from base 1 to 1650 and encodes 549 amino acids. Lineage: Eukaryota; Fungi; Ascomycota; Eurotiomycetes; Eurotiales; Aspergillaceae. The transcript has 2 exons.